AUGCCGCGGAGCCCGCAGCUCUGCGGCACCCGUGUCCCUGCAGGCUGCCUUUACGUGGCUGCACCAAAGACCCAUAGCUUGAUCACAGCAAUAGUGGGGCAGAACAGCAUUGCAGGCUGGCAGCCUCGAUGGUUUCUUCUCUGUGGUGGUAUCUUGUCCUAUUAUGAUUCUCAGGAAGAUGCCUGGAAGGGGUGUAAGGGAAGCAUCCAAAUGGCUGUGUGUGAAAUUCAAGUCCAUCCUGCAGACAACACGCGGAUGGACCUGAUCAUCCCUGGGGAACAAUACUUCUAUCUAAAGGCAAGAAAUGCUGUGGAGAGGCAAAAGUGGCUGGUUGCACUAGGAACUGCCAAAGCCUGUCUGACAGACAGCAGGACACAGAAGGAAAAAGAGUUCACUGAAAAUACGGAAGCCUUGAAAACUAAAAUGUCUGAGCUUAGACUGUACUGUAACCUCCUUGUUCAGCAAGUGCAUAAAACUAAGGAAGCCAGCAUUUCUGGUGCAUCAGAGCCAGAGAGCGGGAUUGAUGUGGGAGCUCUGUUGAAAUCAACCUGUGACACCUUCCUGAAGACUCUUGAAGAGUGUAUGCAGAUUGCAAAUACAGCCUUUACUUCCGAGUUACUGCAUCACACUCCACCUGGAUCCCCACCUUUGGCAGUUUUCAGAUCCAACAAGAUGAAACACUCGGUCUUGUCCAGUCAUACCACAAUAGAAAGGCAAAUGGAAUUGAACCCUUGUGAAAAUGGCUCUGUAAAAAAAGAACUUAACCAUCAAGAGCAAACCCUUAUUAAAAGCUUAGCACAUUUAACGCUAGAAACAAAUGAGGGGAGCAGUGAUGUUCCAGCUGAAGACCACAUAGAAGUGAAUUUGACAGGUAUUAAAGAAGACGGAGAGAGCAAGCUGCAAGCUACAGAAGGCUUUGGUACCCACAAGUUACUGCAGUCGGAGACAGAUUCUAUGUGUGGAUCAACUUUAUCGUGUGAGGAAGACGGAAAUGAAAAAGACUUUCCUACCUUCUUCAGUGUCAUGAGCAAUAGGUUCAGUGAUAUUGAACUCCGUGAGGAGGAGGGCAUACCAACAGAGGAGUUUCUGGAGUCCUGUUAUGCAAUCGUGCCUGUUCUGGACAAGCUGGGACCAACUGUUUUUGCUCCUGUUAAAAUGGAUUUUGUAGGUAACAUUAAG
Molecule: messenger RNA, 1179 nt
Organism: Tinamus guttatus (white-throated tinamou)
Lineage: Eukaryota; Metazoa; Chordata; Aves; Tinamiformes; Tinamidae
Source: RefSeq, a predicted model, not a curated record